Hipposideros armiger (great roundleaf bat) is the source of this 3098-nucleotide messenger RNA. It is a transcript of the gene JPT2, whose product is annotated as Jupiter microtubule associated homolog 2. Gene Ontology annotation, cellular component: nucleus. The transcript is spliced from 5 exons. The record is from RefSeq and is a predicted model, not a curated record. The coding region runs from base 71 to 643 and encodes 190 amino acids. NCBI's taxonomy places the organism in Eukaryota, Metazoa, Chordata, Mammalia, Chiroptera, Hipposideridae.
GCCUUGGGCUGCGCAGGGCCGGGCGGGAACCGCGGCGCGGCAGGCGAAGAGACGCCGAGAAGUGGGCGACAUGUUCCAGGGCCCGGAGAGCGAGGGUAGCCGGGCAGGCUCCAGGGCCAUGAAGCCCCCAGGAGGAGCAUCGAGCGAUCUUUUUGGAAGUUCAGAAGAAGGUGUGCCUUCAAGCAGGCCCAACAGGAUGGCAUCGAAUAUUUUUGGACCAACCGAAGAAACUCAGAACAUGCCUAAGAGGACCAACCCCCCAGGGGGCAAAGGAAGUGGUAUCUUUGACGAAUCAACGCCUGUGCACACUCGACAGCGUCUGAACCCACCUGGUGGGAAGACCAGUGACAUUUUUGGGUCUCCAGUCAGUGCCACUUUGCCCUUGGCACACCCAAACAAACCUAAGGACCACAUGCUCUUGUGUGAAGGAGAAGACUCAAAAUCGGACCUUAAAGCCGCAGUGAGCACCUUGCCCAGAGAAGAGCCGGGUGAGAAAGGCGCCCUGAGGGAAGUGGACCAUGCCCAGGAGCCGCAGCCCACGCCCGUGGUUGACAGCCAUGAGCCCAGGUUGGGCCCACGGCCGCGAUCUCACAACAAAGUCCUGAACCCACCUGGAGGCAAAUCCAGCAUCUCCUUCUACUAGAGAAGCCAUUGCUUCCCCUGUAGCCAUACAAGAAACGUGAGAGAUAGGAUUUCAAAUACUAUAGUUUCCUUUAGCCCAGAGGAACAGGGGUGGGGACAGGGUCUGUCAUGUGUCUGAAGCCGCUGCUCAGGCUCAUUGCCACCAUGGGAGCCACAGAGGACCUUGCCUUCCAGACUGCCAAGAGACACAUCUUUAGGGGGAUAAAAUGUGACUCCUUGGUGAGAGCUCAUUUGUAAUUCUGGAUGUGAGAGGAACUCUACGAUGGCCAGGUGGGGAGCUGGUACAAGGCCACGGGGGACCUGAUGAAGUGGGGCAUCUUCCAUGUCUUUAUUUGCAUCGGCGUUCCACCAGCCAAUUGGGUAUCUAGGAAUCUUAACACAGCAGCAGAGUUAAAAGCCUUUGAAAUUAAGCCAGAAACAACCUGUCUGUUAGGCGUAAGCUGAAACACUUACUGGGUGUCUCUGAAUAAAUCCCCCCCUCAGUUCCUAAUACUGUUUACCUUUCAUGGAUACCUCUCCGUUCCUGGGACUACCGCUGCUAAACCCCGAGGUCGCCUUUUCACUCAGCCCCAGUGCGUUCUGCAGUGUUUUCUUGAAACAUCUUGAUUGCUUUUCCUUGGCAGCUGUCAACAAAACCCAAAAAGUUCUCUGUCUUAUGCUUUAUGGGGAGAUUUCAUCCCCUGGUCCUCUGACAGGAAUCUGACUUUCGCUCCCAAGGUCUGGUCUUAGUCUCUUCAUGGACCGGUUUUGCUUGUGAACGGCUCCUUUUUUCUCCUCUUGUCCUCUUUAAGUCUUGGCCUUUGUUUUUCUGCAAUAAUAUGGACAGUUCCUCUAUCUGCGAGACCCACUGACAUCUGCAAGACUAACUCUCCAGCCAAGUACAUCCAGGUAAUGGGGCUAUUUUAGUCCUUCACUUGUCUUUCUUCCUGUUGACAUUGGGAAGAAGAGAUGCUUGAGAACCUUGGGUUCUUAGGUUCGAAUUUUUAAUCAUACCUAAAGAGCUAUUCUAAAACACCAGCUUUCCAUAAGUGAGUAUUGACUCUGGUCUGUUUCUGACACAUUUCUAGAAAAAAGCCAGUCGCUCACAUACACCAAAGAAGAAGAAAAGUUUGCUUAGGCCACCCUUUAUAAAGCUUUGCAGAACCUCUGGACCAUGUUCAGUUUCCAGAAGAGACUUAGAGACCUUAAGCUAGGAGAAAACUAGUUUGGCAGCAAAACCUCACCUGGCCAAUUCCAUAUUUACCAAAAAAGAUAAUGGGUUGGCGAGAGUCAUGUUGCUUUAAUCGGUCAGGCAGACGUUUCUCUCAUUCAGCCUCUUAAGGGCUACAUUCUAUUCACUCGUGUGGUGCUGGCUGUUGCGAGUGCCUACGGAGCUAAUAAUGCCAGGUGCUAGAACUGUCUUCAUCGUUACUAACAUUGAGAAAAGCAACAACUGUGUUUAGUUACACUCCCAGCAGCAGGCCGAGACACUUAAGUGCCUGCACGAGCCGCCUGCCAAGCCCCACUUCUUACAGCCCCCACAUUGUGGGGAUCCGCAUGUGGCUUUGUCAACCAAAGAGUUUCCUUCCUUUCAGUUGCCCUGUUGACUCUAGAGCGAAGAAACACUCAUUCCAUGUGACUUGAUCAAGUACUUCCUGUCUCUAUCCUUCAAAUGGCCGUUUAUGAGAAAGCUGUUUGGAAUUCAGAGCAUUUGUUCCCCCAUUUCAAAAUGUCAUAAAUGGUGGUGAGCUUCUAAGCGCAAACACACUAACUUGUUUAACUUACAGUGAAAUGUUCUAAUGGUGGAAAUGGACUGCAAUUUAUAACUUUUGUUUCCUAAUAUACAAGAGAAUGAUUUGUGGAUUCCAAAUUGGGUUGCCAGGAAGAAUCCUGACACUAGUGCUGGCCCUUGGGGCUUCGCCCCCACCCUCACUGUCAGCUGAGUGAGAGAGAGGCUCUCUGGUUCUGUCCACUGGGAGGGAUUUCUGGGGUGGAGAUGGCAGAAACCUGAGAUGAGAAGAGAGGCCUGGGGGAAUGAGGAAAACAUGGCUAUAGCAAGAGCCCGGCAGGAGUGACAGUUCCCUGCCUUCCGUUUCCCCCCAUCAUCCCCCCGUUUCCCUUUCUGGGGCCAUAGGAGUGGGCUUAGAGUGCCUGGGCAGUCUGGUCACCGGAGAGGCAGAAGACAAGUGUGCUCAUGUGAGCAGGAAUGGGAGUGGUUGUCUGUAUUUGGAAGACUUGUUAACUCAGCAUCCUGUUCUCAACCUCUAAGCCGCAUUGAGAAAUUACCAGUCUGUAUGUUUAUUAAGCCUUAAAAACUUUUUAUGUGCAUUUGGUGCCAACUUUUUUCUAGAGCUGUAUCAAAAACAACAACAAACCUGUACUCACAUCACAUUGUAAUUUUGAUAGGAACAUUUUGUUACUUUUACAAGGUGGACUUGGGUGUAACAAUUGAAUUAAACUUAGCAAUCAUGCACUGA